GGGGCGGGGGGCGGCGGUGACGCGCGGCCCUCACGUGACCGGGAGCCGCAGAGUGACGCCGCUUUCGGUGCAGUCGUCACUCCCGUCUGGGUACCAGCUCACGCUGUCUUGCGCACGGCGGGCUGGCAUCGGGCCCGGGGAACGCGGGGCAGCCAACUGCAGGUCUGCUGGCUCGAGGGUCGAGGCGCCGUACCUCGCGACGAGAAUCAGGAGGAGGAGGAGACUGCCAGGAUAGGACCGGAAAACCAGAAAAAAAAUUCUCAUCAUGGCAAAUAUCUACCAGGAAAACGAAGAAAUGGAGCAGGCCAUGCAGAAUGGAGAGGAAGCCCGCCCUUUAGGAGGGGGCGAAGCCCAGCAACCUGCAGGAAAUAAUAGACGCGGACAGGCUCGUCGACUUGCCCCUAAUUUUCGAUGGGCCAUACCCAAUAGGCAGAUCAAUGAUGGGAUGGAUGGAGAUGGAGAUGAUAUGGAAAUUUUCAUGGAGGAAAUGAGAGAAAUCAGGAGAAAACUUAGGGAGCUGCAGUUGAGGAAUUGUCUGCGCAUCCUUAUGGGAGAGCUCUCUAAUCACCAUGACCAUCAUGAUGAAUUUUGCCUUAUGCCUUGACUCCUGCCAUUUUCUGAGAUUAAUACUGUGAUUCCCACUGAUUGUUUUUUCUUUGCAUUUUCCUUGUAUACCUUUGCUGAUCUGUUUACUGUGAAUUUUAUGUUAUUUCUAUGGGUCAGUGGAUCUUGUGUUACCAGCUUCUUAUUGGAGAUUGUCUUUGCACCCAGUCUAAGUUUUCUACCAGCAGUAGAUUUUCACCCAUUUGCAUGGAAAGAUGUAAAGUUAAUAAAGCAAUUUUAAAAGCAAUCUA
This is a messenger RNA of Choloepus didactylus (southern two-toed sloth), 854 nucleotides long. It is a transcript of the gene BEX3, whose product is annotated as brain expressed X-linked 3. The transcript has 3 exons. The coding region runs from base 266 to 604 and encodes 112 amino acids. The record is from RefSeq and is a predicted model, not a curated record. Gene Ontology annotation, molecular function: signaling receptor binding. Lineage: Eukaryota; Metazoa; Chordata; Mammalia; Pilosa; Megalonychidae. Gene Ontology annotation, biological process: signal transduction. Gene Ontology annotation, cellular component: cytosol; cytoplasm.